CAUUACCCUCAUAGAUACCAGGAAGUUGUGCAUGUUUUUUACUAUGAUGGUGUCCAAAAAUGCUCUCCUGAAAUCACAUCCGAUCAGGAACUCCUUGAGAUGUUCCGCAAACAUGUCGAUAGCAAGGUAGUUCACAUGACCAUUACAUACACUGAUCCCACAGAUGAUGUGUCUGUUCCUGAGUGCUACACCACAGAAAAUUCAGAUGUGCUUGAUCCAUCUUUAUCUGCAGCAAGCCAAUCCACUGAGGCAAUAUAUAGCCAACUUACAAAGCCAUCAACAAGCCAGCCCACUGAACCUAGCACAAAUAAAACUAACGAAGAUGAUGUUGAGUGUCUAGCAAAUCCUCGUCCACAAAAUGAACAUGUGAGUGUCGAUGAUGAAGCCUUCUACUUACUUUCUCAUAAAACACAUGUGGUUGAGGAAAGCGACUCCGAGUCUGAUUCUGAAUCUGAUGUGGAGUACGUGGAAGAUGAUGGCUUAAUUGGAAAAGAUCCUUUGCCACCCAGGCCUAUUGUAGCUUAUGACCGAAAUGACACUCCAAUGAGUGUAGGCAACGUAUAUCCCAACAUGAAGCAAUUUAAGUUGGCACUUAAUCAGCAUGCUAUCAAACAUGAAUUUGAGUAUCUCACUGAAAAGAGUGAUCCAGGAAGAGUGAGGGCUUAUUGUUCAAAGAAGGUGGAAGAAGGGUGUAGGUGGAGGUUACAUGCACGCACAAAGGAAGACAAAUCAUUGAAGGUGACAAGGAACCCACGUAAACAUACUUGUUCUAGUGCAAGAAGAAGCCAGGUUGUGAAGAAUGCAACAAAAUUCUGGGUGUGUGAACAAGUGAAGGAUUGGUUGAUGGAGGAUUCAAGUUUAGGAGCUAAAGAAUUACAGAGAAGGAUAAAGGACAAGCACAAGGCAGAGGUACCUUACAAAAGAGUGUAUGCAGUUGCUGUUGGAGUUUUUGACUCAGAAACAAAUGAAAAUUGGAUCUGGUUUAUGCAAAGGCUUAGAGAUGCCAUUGGAUCACCACUUGCCCUGGCUAUAUGCACAGAUGCUGGACAAGCAGUUAUGGCAGGUGUAAAGGAAGUGUUCCCAUCAGCUGAACAUAGGGAAUACAUGCUACAUUUAGUAAUGAACUUUAAGAAAAGAUACACUGGGAAGGUAUUUGAAGAUCGCCUCUGGGCAGCAGCAUAUUCAUGGAGCCCAUAUAUCUUUGAGAAAAAUUGGAGUGCAAUGGAUGAGGCUAAUCCAGAAGCAAUGGAUUACAUAAGGAAACAUCAUAGUAAGGGUCCGCCAAAGAAAAGGAAGACAAAUGUUGCACCACCUUUUGAGAGCAGCAUUGUACCUGUUGGUCCUAAAAUAAUGCAUUUUCCUACUAGCCGGAGUGCCUCGGUUACCUUAGGAUCUGGAAACUCGGUAAGGUCUGGAAGUGGUUCAAACCAACCUGAGCCACUUUACAUGGAGUACCCUGCGCUACCUGCAUGUGAGACCACACCACCUCCUGCCAUCUCCAAGCCUACGUCAAAGAAGGCAGCUAAAGAGAAGGCGAAGGAACAUAAAGAGAAGGCGCAAACAGCUAAAGGGAAGGCAAAGGCAGCAGGGAAAAAGAAGAAGAAGAAGGAAGUUUCAGUGCCACAUGAUAGUCCGACAAUGGGUACUAGAAGCAAGACCACACCCCAGAAGGACAGCCCUGCCUCACAAACUAGAAGCAAAAGAAAUCUUCCACUUCCAGAUCUCAACUGCUAG
Panicum virgatum (switchgrass) is the source of this 1734-nucleotide messenger RNA. RefSeq lists its product as uncharacterized. The transcript has 6 exons. The record is from RefSeq and is a predicted model, not a curated record. Lineage: Eukaryota; Viridiplantae; Streptophyta; Magnoliopsida; Poales; Poaceae. Bases 100 to 1734 code for a protein of 544 amino acids.